Molecule: messenger RNA, 459 nt
Organism: Helianthus annuus (common sunflower)
Lineage: Eukaryota; Viridiplantae; Streptophyta; Magnoliopsida; Asterales; Asteraceae
Product: extensin-2-like
Exons: 1
Coding region: 1-459 (152 amino acids)
Source: RefSeq, a predicted model, not a curated record
AUGUAUACAGAGAUAUUCAUCAAGCUUGACUUACAGUCUCUCUCACCACCAACAUCGGCUGCCGCCACCAACCUCCACCACCCACCACCUCACCACUAUCGGCCACCACCCAAUAUCACUGCUUCACCCACCACCCGACAUCAUCACCAUAAGCCACCGCCUCAACACCACUAUAUCUCCACAAUCAGUUACCGCCUCACCCACCACCCAACAUCAUCACCGCAAGCCACCGCCUCACCAAUACCCGACAUCACCACCAUCAACCGCCACCACGCCUUCCAUCUGUCACCGCCUCUCCAACAGCCACCAUACAUCACCGAUGUUUUUCUCCCGAUCUAUUUUUCCAGAUCUGGUUAUCAAACGCCGCAUCUUCACCAGCAACCACCACCACCCACCACCAACCACCAAAUCCCAACAACCAUCAACACCAACAAUCACCAACAUUAUCAGGCACUAUAA